Messenger RNA from Beta vulgaris subsp. vulgaris (sugar beet), 3145 nucleotides. Its product is annotated as golgin candidate 6. The coding region runs from base 244 to 2982 and encodes 912 amino acids. NCBI's taxonomy places the organism in Eukaryota, Viridiplantae, Streptophyta, Magnoliopsida, Caryophyllales, Amaranthaceae. Gene Ontology annotation, cellular component: Golgi membrane; Golgi stack; cytoplasm. The record is from RefSeq and is a predicted model, not a curated record. The transcript has 20 exons. Gene Ontology annotation, biological process: transcytosis; vesicle fusion with Golgi apparatus; endoplasmic reticulum to Golgi vesicle-mediated transport.
CUAAAGUCUAAACAAAUACCCGGUUAAGGUAAAUCCGAACAGAGUAAACUGCCUAUCUGGCAUCAACCUCGCACGUUUCUGGGACUCUUGUUUGCUAAGCAGCACAAAGGAAGAGCACUCAAGGAAACAAUAUCGAAAUCUCUCUCUCUCCUUUUUUUUGCACUUUCGGAGAAACAAUACAGAAAGCAGUAACACACAAAUACAACUACAGGUUAACGCGGUCAAAUCGCCAAGAUUAGCAGGAUGGAUUUUGUAUCUGGCUACAAGGGAGUUGUUGGGCGUGUAUUUGGAAAUGAUAAUGGUACUUCAAAUGAAGACAGUUACGUUGAGAGGUUGCUUGAUCGGAUAAAUAAUGGUACAAAGGCUGAGGAUAGAAGGAUGGCAAUGGUUGAGCUUCAAUCUGUUGUUGCAGAAAAUCAUGCUGCCCAAUUAGCUUUUGGAGCAAUGGGCUUUCCAGUAUUACUAAGUGUGCUGAAGGAUGAGCGAGAUGAUGUCGAAAUGGUUCGAGGUGCUUUAGAAACUCUUGUUAGUUCUUUAACUCCUCUCAAUCAUACAACAACGGCAAAGAUUGAAGUAGAUCCAUCUAAAAUGAAUGCUGAUUUACUAUCAAGAGAAGUAGACAACAUAGCUCUCCUUCUCGGCUUGCUGGCAGAGGAUGACUUCUAUGUACGAUAUUAUACGCUCCAAGUUUUGACUGCCCUUCUCACAAAUUCACUGAGCAGGUUACAAGAGUCAAUUUUGACUAUUCCUCGUGGUAUAACUCGACUGAUGGAUAUGCUGAUGGACCGUGAGGUUAUACGCAAUGAGGCCUUGCUGCUUCUUACAUACUUGACUCGUGAGGCUGAGGAAAUUCAAAAAAUUGUCGUAUUUGAAGGGGCUUAUGAGAAGAUAUUUACCAUUAUGAAAGAGGAAGGAGGUUCUGAUGGUGGAGUAGUUGUUCAGGAUUGUCUUCAAUUGCUGAAUAAUAUAUUGCGUAACAAUACCUCAAAUCAGACUCUAUUGAGGGAGACGGUGGGAUUUGAUCCUGUUGUAUCACUUUUGAAGCUUCGAGGGGUCUCUUAUAGCUUUACACAGCAAAAGACAAUCAAUCUACUUAGCACGUUGGAGACUGUUAAUAUGCUAAUUGCUAGCAGUCCACAAGCUGAAACUGGAAAAGAUACUAAUAGUAUGACCAACAAAACAGUCCUGGUUCAGAGAAAGGUAUUGGAUUAUCUUCUUAUGCUGGGAGUUGAGAGUCAAUGGGCUCCAGUUGCUGUUCGCUGUGCGGCGCUACAUUGUAUUGGCGAUUUAAUUGCUCGACAUCCUCAGAAUGUUGGUGAGCUUGCUAAUAAAGUGCUUGGAGAAGAGCCACAAGUAGAACCUGCUUUAAAUUCCAUUCUUCGGAUCAUUUUGCGAACUUCCAGCAUGCAAGAAUUUGUUGACGCUGACUAUGUUUUCAAGAACUUUUGUGAGAAAAAUCCUGAAGGUCAGAAAUUGUUAGCAUCCACAUUGACACCCCAACCACAGUCAAUGAUUCAUGUUGCGCUGGAAGAUGAUGUAAACAUGUCAUUUGGAAGUAUGCUGCUCCAUGGUCUGACGAUGAGUGAAAGUGAUGGCGAUCUUGAGAUUAGCGCACGAGCUGCUAGUGUUUUGUCUCAUCUGCUGAAGGACAAUAUGCAGUGCAAAGAGAAGGCUUUAAAAGUUGAGCUGGGGGCAACAGUGCAGUCUAUGGGAACCCCUGAGCCAUUAAUGCACCGCAUGGUGAAAUACUUGGCAGUUGCUUCUUCCAUGGAUAGUAAAGAUGGAAAAUCAAAUGGGAAAGCAAAUCUCUACAUUCAAGAGAUGAUUCUGAAACUUCUGAUCAUAUGGCUUGCUGACUCCCCUACUGCAGUGCAAUGUUUUCUUGAUGCUCGUCCCCACCUUACCUAUCUUCUUGAGUUGCUCUCAAAUCAAUCUGCAACGGUAUGCACUCGGGGGCUGGCAGCUAUUCUUUUGGGAGAGUGUGUUCUUUACAAUAAGUGUAUUGAAAGUGGUAAGGAUGCUCAUGGCAUAGUUGAUGCGAUUAGCCAAAAAGCUGGGCUUACCUCAUUCUUUCUUAAGUUCGACGACAUGCAAAAGAACUUCCUUUUUGCCUCCAAGAAGCUGACGGAACAUCGCAAGCCCUUGACAAGAUCCAGUGGUGCUAGUAUGGCAGAAAUUGAAGAUGAAGAGAAUGAUGCUAGUAUGGCAGAUAAUAGGGAUGAGGAGCAUCCUGUUUUGGCUUCACUCUUUGAUGCUGCCUUUGUCGCCAUGGUUGGUAACUUGGAGGCUAACAUAAGAGACAGAUUUAUAGAUGUUUAUAGUAAUCCAAAAGCAAAGGUGGCAGUUGUUCCUGCGGAAUUAGAACAAAGAGGUGGAGAAAGUGAUGUGGACUAUAUCAAUCGUUUGAAAUCCUUUGUGGAGAAACAGUGCUCUGAGAUCCAGGAUCUCCUUGGCCGCAAUGGGAGCCUAGCUGAAGACCUAGCAAAAUCAGGUGCGAAGUCCGAGCAAAAGACUAGUGGGCCUUCAGAGAGAGUCCAGGUUGAGACAUUCCGCAGAGAACUUCGAGAAGCAUCUCAGCGACUCGAGAUGCUCAAGAGUGAGAAAGCAAAGCUCGAAAAUGAUGCUUCCAUGUACCAGAAUUUGGCAGGUAAGAUGGAAUCUGAAUUGAAGAGCUUAUCCGAUGCUUACUACAGUCUCGAAUUGGCAAAUGCCCAACUCGAGAAAGAGAUCAAAUCUUUGAGAAGUGGGGGUGCGACACCUUACCCUGAUAUCGAGGCAAUCAAAGAGGAAGUAAGAGAGGAAACACAGAAGGAAAGUGAGGGGGAGUUGAAUGAUUUGCUUGUCUGCUUAGGGCAAGAGCAAAGCAAAGUGGAGAGACUUACUGAAAGGCUGUUGGAAUUAGGAGAAGAUGUUGACAAACUGCUUGAGGGUGUCGGAGAUGAUACUGCCAUUCCCGAAGAUGAUGAUGAAGAUGAGGACUGAUUCAUGUUACAUGUAAAAUCUCUUCUUAAUUUAUCCACUGUUACAGGUUUAUUUCCAAGUUAUCACUUUUGUGUUCUUAGUACUAUGUACAUUUUCAAGGUAGUUGUACAGUUCAUUUGUUGGUGGUACACAAGGACGAUUAUAAUCCGUCGCGUGGCGUGAA